Molecule: messenger RNA, 3108 nt
Organism: Symbiodinium sp. CCMP2592
Lineage: Eukaryota; Dinophyceae; Suessiales; Symbiodiniaceae
Source: the annotation of a GenBank genome assembly
AUGGCAUGCUCGUUCCCCACGAACCAAGCGAUUGUCGUCGGCGGCGGCCUGGGAGGCAUGUCUGCCGCGAACACCGUUGUCGAGCACGGCGGUAGGGUGGUUUUGCUCGACAAGUCGUCCUUUUGUGGUGGCAACAGCACCAAAGCCACCUCCGGUAUCAACGGAGCAGGCACCAAGACGCAGAAAGCAAAGGGCAUUCCGGACACAGCCGAGAUCUUUACCCAGGACACCUUGAAGGGUGGAGCAAAGAAGCCAGAGUUGGCGAAGCUGCUGUGCGUGAACAGCGCCGCUGAUGUUGACUGGCUCGUGGAGAAGUUCAACCUUGACCUGUCCCUCGUGGCCCGUUUGGGUGGCCACUCGCAGCCUCGCACCCAUCGUGGAAAGGAGCGAUUCCCUGGCAUGACCAUCACCUAUGCUUUGAUCCAGAUGCUCGAGAAGGUCGCUGAGAAGACGGACUUGGCGCGCAUCAUUACAAAGGCAAAGGUCUUCCAGCUGGUCACGGAUAAAAACGCCUGCGUGGGCUGUAUCUAUGAGAAGGGUGGCCUCCACCUGCAGGAGUUCGGCCCGGUGAUCCUGGCAUCAGGCGGCUUUGGAGCCGACUUUACCCAGGACUCUCUGCUGGCUAAGUAUCGGCCGGACCUUCUGCACCUGCCCACCACCAACGGUGAGCACUGCACCGGCGAUGGCAUCAAGAUGGGCGAGGCCAUUGGUGCAAAGACGAUCGACCUCGAGUGGGUUCAGGUGCACCCGACCGGCCUGGUGAAACCGGACGAUGCUGAUGCGAAGAUCAAGUUUCUGGCUGCCGAGGCCCUGCGUGGCGUGGGCGGCAUCAUCCUCAACGCGGAGGGCAACCGUUUCUGCAACGAGCUGGGACGCCGCGACUAUGUCACGGGCGAGAUGUGGAAGAGCAAGCCACCGUUCAGGCUUUGCCUCAACCGUGCUGCAUCAGACGAGAUCAUCUGGCACUGCAAGCACUACACAGGACGUGGUGUCAUGAAGUACUACAACAGCGGUGAUGACUUGGCCAAGGACAUGGGCAUCCCCCUGUCCGUGAUCGAGAAGGCCCACGAGGACCACUACCAGGCUGCCAAGAUGAUGGAGAAGGAUCCCGAAGGAGGCAAAUGGCCCGCGUACCCCUCAGGCAAGUGCUGGGAUGAGGCCAGCGGAAAGACCGGGAGCGGCAAGAAGUUCUACCACAACAUCAUUCCGGGCUCUGCCGUGAAGUCCGAGCCUUUCUAUGUGGCCAUCAUCACGCCUGUGAUCCACUACUGCAUGGGUGGUCUCCUCAUCGACACGGACUCCGCCUGUGUCGGCUCCAACAACCUCGCCGUCCCGGGCCUGUACGCUGCCGGCGAGGUGGCUGGCGGCGUGCACGGCAACAACCGCUUGGGAGGAAACUCCCUGCUGGACUGCGUGGUGUUCGGCCGCGUGGCGGGCAAGGCAGCUGCCAAGUACAUGUUGGGCGCGGACAUGAAGGAUGUGGACCUGAUGCAGAUCACCGGCGGAGGGCUGUCUGGCGCGGUGCAGAGCUCCAAGCUGGCUGGCGGCUCCUACGAGGACAAGAUGAACUCUGCUGCCCCGGCGGCCGCUGCAGCUGCACCCGCGGCUGGCGGCGGUGGUGGUGGCGGCAUCAGCCUUGCAGAUGUUGCUAAGCACAACACCAAGACGGACUGCUGGGUGGUGGUCGAUGGCCAGGUGCUUGACGUCACCAGCUUCUUGUCGGAGCACCCCGGUGGCGAGCUGGCUAUCCUCACCUUCGCUGGGAAGGAUGCCACGGAGGAGUUCAACAUGAUCCAUCCUCCCGAUGUGAUCGGCAAGUAUGCGCCCGACUCUGUGAUUGGCAUGAUCGGGGCUGGUGGUGGUGGCGGCGGCGGUGCUGUCGCGGCCGCCGGUGGCGGCGGCGGCGGUGGUGGAAUCACGAUGGAAGAGGUGGGCAAGCACAACAGCAAGACGGACUGCUGGGUGGUGGUCGACGGACAGGUGCUUGACGUCACCAGCUUCUUGUCGGAGCACCCCGGUGGCGAGCUCGCUAUCCUCACCUUCGCUGGGAAGGAUGCCACCGAGGAGUUCAACAUGAUCCAUCCUCCCGAUGUCAUCGGGAAGUACGCCCCGGAUUCCAUCAUUGGAAAGGUCGGUUCCGGCGCCCCGGCUCCCGCCGCGGAGGCGGCCACGGGAGGCGGCCUCGGAGCGCCGCUGCUGGACAAGAGCGGACAGAAGGCGAAGGACUGGAGCAGACACGAGAAGAACCGUGAGCUCCGCAUGAAGGGCGAGGGCAGGAUCCCCGGAUGGAUCGGUGCUGUCUUCUACAUGGUCCUCGGCUUCAUGAAGGAGAUUCUCUUCACUAUCGUGCCGCAAAGCAACGUGACCAUCACCGGUGACCGCGUGGGUCUGACACGCUCCGCGAUGUUCUUGUUCAUCUUCAUCAUCAUCCACGCCGUGGGCAACCUGCACGUUUUCCUAGGACCAGACGAUUUUAACGGCUACGGCUACUUCUACGUCCGACUCUACUGGACGGGCUUCGGCUUCCAGGCCAACAUCGUUGAGGAGUACAUCCUGCUUGCGGCCUUGCUGCACGUCUUCGUCGCCCUGAAGAGGACGUGGGACAUCAGCAUGAACUACUCCGUAGCAUCUGGCAAGUUGAACCUGGCCUUCUCCGGCGUCACCUUGCUCACCUUCAUGAUGAUCCACCUCUACCAGUUCCGGUUUGGCGACACUGAGCCUUGGAAGCUCUGCCCGCCGCCCUACCUGCUGAAUCUGGCGACGCUGCUCCAGCUGAGGCUGAACCUCUUCUGGGUUGACACCCCAGGAUGCCAGGCGGUGUACGUGCGCGAUAUCUACCGGAUGGAGUUCGAGAUCUUCCAGUCGCUGGGCUGGGUGCUCUUCUACUUGGCGGCUGUGAUCAUCUUCAGCACGCACAUGUGCCUGGGCUGGCAGAAGGUCGUCCCAGCGCCGGCCUUGGAGAUCCCCAAGAAGUACCACAGCAGAGCCAUCCACAUGGGUUACGUCUUCACCUUCUUCAUCGCUUUGAUCUAUGCCUCCUUCCCGCUCUACACCCACCUCUUCGCCAUGUCCUCCGGAUCCUUGAGCCAGGAGCCGGCGCAGCCCUAA